Molecule: messenger RNA, 1781 nt
Organism: Lycium ferocissimum
Lineage: Eukaryota; Viridiplantae; Streptophyta; Magnoliopsida; Solanales; Solanaceae
Product: alkane hydroxylase MAH1-like
Exons: 1
Coding region: 101-1615 (504 amino acids)
Molecular function (GO): heme binding; oxidoreductase activity, acting on paired donors, with incorporation or reduction of molecular oxygen; iron ion binding
Source: RefSeq, a predicted model, not a curated record
UACAUAGUCACAUUAUUACAAACGCACACACAAACACACACAAAAACACACACAUAUAGUGCCAUUCCACUUUGAGAUCUUACAACCUUAGCCAAACAAAAUGGCACCAAUAGGAUUAGGUUACAUUGAAAUUCUCCUAGCUUUGUUCUGUUUUCUCUUGUUUUAUUGCUUUAGGGACUCAAAAUAUCCAAUAAAUUGGCCAAUUUUUGGUAUGCUACCAGGCACACUUUACCACAUACAACAAAUCCAUGAAAGGUGCACUAUGACAAUGAGGGCCACAGGGGGCACAUUUUUAUUCAAAGGUCCUUGGUUUGCAAACAUGGACAUAUUAUCAACAGUUGAUCCAGCCAACGUGCACUACAUCAUGAGUGCAAAUUUCAUGAAUUUUCCCAAAGGUCCCAAAUUUAAAGAGAUGUUUGAUGUUUUAGGUAAUGGGAUUUUCAACGCAGACUUGGAUAUGUGGAAGGUUCAGAGGAAGACGACUCGUGCCCUCAUCACUCACAAUCAGUUUUACAAGUUUUUAGUCAAGACUAGUCGCGAUAAGGUGGAGAAAGGGCUAAUCCCGGUUCUUGAUCAUGUUUGCCAGAAGGGUUGUAUAGUGGAUUUGCAAGAUUUGUUCCAAAGGUUCACUUUUGAUACUACUUGUAUUUUGGUCACGGGAUAUGAUCCUGGAUGUGUAUCUAUAGAUUUCCCUGAUGUUCCCUUCUCGAAAGCUAUGGAUGAUGCUGAAGAAGCCAUUCUUUUUCGCCAUGCAUUGCCCGAGAUAAUUUGGAAGUUGCAAAGAUGGCUUAAAAUUGGAGAAGAAAAGAAGAUGAUUAGGGCUCGCGAAACAUUGGACUAUACUAUAGACAAAUACAUAUCCAAGAAGCGUGAAGAAUUGAAGGAAUUAGGCAACUUGAAAGAAAGUGAAGAGGGAUUUGAUCUUUUGACAUUUUACCUCAAAGAAGAGAAUUUGGGAGUUAAAUGUGAUGACAAGUUCUUGAGGGACACUAUAUUGAAUCUUAUGAUAGCAGGGCGUGAUACAACUAGCUCUGCUCUCACAUGGUUCAUUUGGCUUGUGUCGACUAAUCCACAAGUGGAAAAAAAGAUUAGGGACGAAAUCAACUCUGUUAUCCCCAGUGAGGAAGUCGGAAAAUUUAGGCCUUUCAAUGUCCAAGAAUUGAACAAGCUUGUUUACUUACACGGUGCAUUGUGUGAUUCUCUAAGGCUAUAUCCACCUGUGCCAUUCCAACACAAGGAGCCUCUUGAGAAAGACGUACUCCCAAGUGGUCACAAAGUUCAUCCAAAGAUGAAGAUCAUGUUUUCAUUGUAUGCGAUGGGGAGAAUGGAGUCGAUUUGGGGGGAAGAUUGUUUGGAAUUUAAGCCAGAGAGAUGGAUUUCGCAACGAGGGACGAUUAAGCAUGAGCCUUCAUAUAAGUUCUUGGCUUUUAAUGCUGGACCAAGAACUUGUCUUGGUAAAGAAGUGGCUUUCACUCAAAUGAAGGCUGUGGCUGCUGCUAUUAUUCACAAUUAUCAAGUUGAACUUGUUAAAGGGCACCCUGUUGAACCAAAUGCUUCUAUUAUUCUCUAUAUGAGACAUGGUUUUAAAGUUAUGAUUAAUAGGAGGUGGCCAUAAUAAUUAGGGGAUAAUAUGUUAUGUAUCAAGUAUACGUAUUUUUUGUUUGUUUGUUCAAUUUGCUGCUAUUAGUUUUUUUGUUAUUUUCACAGAAGGAUGUAAAAUUUCUUUAAAGAAUUCUUUGUUUGUUGGUGUGAUAUUUAAUUUUACAUGUAAGUUGGCAAUA